AUGCAACGCAACAUUUCAGUGCAAUAAUUUUGUCGAAUUGAUCGUUUCGAAGGAAUAAGUGAAGCGUUCAAAAAUGGAGCAACAAUAAACGUUACAUUUCAGCGGCGUCGAGGCGUGUUAUCUUUAGCUUUCUACGCGUCUUAUCCCUCUUUCGAUGUACGGUGUAUCAUCUGAUUAGAUAAAGAGGACUCGGUGGUGCUGGCACGAAAGUACAUCCAGCACGCUUUUGUUUCAAUCAGUUUCAACCUGUGCGAGGUGUUCCGAACCUGUGAGAAGAGUUCGCGCAGGAAGAUCAAUCAUGGUGUCUCUGGAAAGUGUCGCGGGCAUAGUGAUAAAAGUGUUUAAACUGGUUGUCAACAUCAUAAUACUGAUUCUGUAUCGAACAGGAUACAAGGGAGAGUUCCUGGGCGUAGGAGGAACGUGGAACUUGAACGAAGACAAAAAUCCAGACGCAGAGAUCGUCGCGUCCGGGGUUUUGGUGGGAUUUUUCAUUUACACCAGCGUCGUCCUCAUUAGCUAUUGUUUCGGGACUACUUAUCACAAAAGGACACUAGUCGAAAUUAUAAUGAAUUUCGUUGGGACGUUCAUGUUCGUUGCUGUAGGCGGCACAGCACUCCACUAUUGGCACGGUUAUCAAGCAGAAAAUAAAUUCGACACCGUUGUCCAGGAACGACAGGUGGGCUUGGCUGUCGGAUCGUUGUGCGUUAUCGAGGGCGCAGCGUAUCUCGUCGAUCUAAUACUAAGUUUCCUGCAUUUCGCGAAAAAUCAGGGUGAAUUUCUGGAAUAAAGCCAUGUAUACAUGUGACACAUAGAAUAGUAAUCUCGCCACAUCUCCCUCCCCUCAAACAGUGUCGUAACUGUGGUCUCCCAUCGUUCGAAAGUUCAAUACGUGUCAUUCACAAAAUCUCGAAACGUGCUAGCUUAGUUACGAGGAUUAAUUAUCGAGUCAAAGAUUAGAUAAUAACAGAUAUCUAAUUGACAGAAAUGUUGAAAACCCAAGGGGCACAUAUCGACGUAUACUUGUUAUUUGAAACAAUUAGAAUUUCGAUCGUCGACGAUGAUGUAUCAUCGAAUAGAUGGAACGGCAUAUAUUUAAGGGAAUAAUAUUUAAUUUUUGUAUGACGUUGCUACAUUCUUGUACAUGAUUUGAUAUGACAAUUUAAUAUAUACUUUUCAAUUCGAUUGUUUCGAAUUUUGCGUACAACACACUGCCGAUUUGAAUUUGAAGAGAGAAAGAGAGGAGAGAAAAAAAAAUUGAAAGCUCAAUCACACGAAUAAAGUAACUUGAUGCGCAGAGAAAGUAUUCGCAGACGAUUCAACGUGUUUCGAUAUCACGAUCGAUUGCUUUCGUCGAAUCUGCUAAACAUGAUCUUCACUCAAAUACGCCGUCUUUUCAAGGAUUUCAGCUUCCUUUUGAAAGUACAGGAAAUGGUAAAGAAAAAAAAGAAACUCUUUCUCGCCCGAGAGAGAGACUGUCCGAUACUUUCGGGAAAUCAAUCAAGAUCUUUGGAUCGUUUAGAUCAUAGCUGGUGUGUGCAUUAACGAGCUGCUGAAGCGCAAGGAAUUCACGGUACCAAGAUGGCUGUGGGUCAUUUAUUGCAUCGACGCGUCCACUUACUUUAUCAUCUAUUUUUCCAUCGCGAUGACUCACGUAUUUGAAAAAGCUCGCAGAUUGCCAGUUAGUUUCACGCGACUUUUUUCAAUAAGAUCAAUUUUUCUUCAUAAAUUCUAAUCGAAU
This is a messenger RNA of Frieseomelitta varia, 1738 nucleotides long. It is a transcript of the gene Ssk, whose product is annotated as protein snakeskin. Bases 299 to 787 code for a protein of 162 amino acids. The record is from RefSeq and is a predicted model, not a curated record. Lineage: Eukaryota; Metazoa; Arthropoda; Insecta; Hymenoptera; Apidae. The transcript has 4 exons. Gene Ontology annotation, biological process: septate junction assembly.